Molecule: messenger RNA, 1410 nt
Organism: Bacidia gigantensis
Lineage: Eukaryota; Fungi; Ascomycota; Lecanoromycetes; Lecanorales; Ramalinaceae
Exons: 3
Coding region: 1-1410 (469 amino acids)
Biological process (GO): phospholipid transport; mitochondrion organization
Cellular component (GO): ERMES complex; endoplasmic reticulum
Molecular function (GO): lipid binding
Source: RefSeq, a predicted model, not a curated record
AUGGUCGGUGCUCUCAACAAGCUUCCGAUCGCAGUCAGUGGGCUCGUCUUUUUCGACGCGCCUGUCAGCGUCCCGAGUGUAUCUGCCAUUUUCGUGGGUUUCGUUAGUGGCAUUGUCUACGCUUUAGCGAAGGUCAAGCAACAGACGCAAGCUAAGACGGGCUCCCUACCUACUUCAAAUGCAUCAUCGCAACUCCCGCAAAGCCAGCAAUCAACGCUUCCGUUCAUACAAGGCUUCCUUCUUGGCCAGCUCUCAAUCGUCGUCUUCAUUGGCGCAUUCAUCAAAUUCUUCGUCUUUGGAGAGAUCCCCUCUCAGGACUCGAAAGCGUCUUCACGCCAACUAGCUAGACAGCAGACACAGCACCAUGUCCGUUCCAACUCUCUCAUUUCGGCGUCGCCUCGAAGUGUGAAGACGCAGCGCUCCGGCUCUAGCGUCCACCGAUCUCUACCGCGCCUGAGUGCCGCUACAAUCCUCUCCAAAACAUACUACAACGUAGAUUCGCACCAGCCCGAGUCUCUCGACUGGUUCAAUGUGCUCAUAGCACAAACUAUUGCUCAGUUCCGCGACGAUGCAAACGAGGACAAUGCUAUUCUAACCUCCCUGACCUCGAUCCUCAAUGGCCAGCAAAAGCCAGAUUUCCUCUCGGAAAUUAAAGUGACAGAAAUCAGUUUGGGCGACGAAUUUCCUAUCCUCAGCAAUUGUCGAGUGCACCCUGUGGAUCACGGUGAACAAUCUGAAGACGCUCGACUCCAGGCCCGUAUGGACGUCGAUCUCAGCGACUUCAUUACCCUCGGUGUCGACACAAAACUCAUACUCAACUAUCCGCGCCCUACUACAGCAGUCUUACCUGUCGCUCUCGCAGUUUCUGUGCUUCGCUUCUCAGGCACACUAUCCGUUUCCUUCUCUCCCUCAUCGACGACACCUUCGCCAUCAAGCACUUCCUCGCAGCCGCAGCCAUCCACGCAGACGCCAACCUCUCUUGCCUUUUCUUUCCUUCCGGAUUAUCGACUUGAUCUGAGCGUCCGCUCAUUGGUCGGGUCAAGAUCGAGGCUACAGGACAUACCAAAGAUUUCUCAAUUGGUGGAGAGCCGUUUGCAUCAGUGGAUUGAUGAGCGGUGCGUAGAGCCAAGAGUACAGCAUGUGGUCUUGCCGAGCUUUUGGCCGAGGAAGAAGAAUAUGCGGGGUCCUGGAAGUGAUGGCGGGGCGGAACUCGGUAGUGAGGUAAAAAAGGGCACAAUGGUGGAUGGCAACGGGGAUGCAGGAGGAAUGGAAAGUAAGGAUUUCGCCGAGGGGAGAAAUGGGCAAGAGGGGCAAAUAGAGAGCGAAAGGUCAAAGUUUGAGGAAGGCUUGAGAUUGAGGAGGAAGGAGUAUGAGAUGCCUGGGUCGAUGCCGGGCAUGAUGGUGAACUGA